AUGUCGAUCCCUUCCCCAUCUCUUCCUAUGCUCCCAGACGUCUUGGAACGUCUGGGGUUGACUUCCUACCUGGAUGCGCUCACAGAGAAUGGUUUCCACAACUGGGAGACAGUCCUCGACAUCACCGAGGAAGACCUGACCGCCUUGAACUUCAAACUUGGACAUCGGCGGUCCCUACAGCGCGAGAUCGCAACGUUUCGUGGAGUGCCAUCCACACUGGCUCUGGACGAGAGCAAUGCUUCCGACCAGCCUGCGCUUUCCACCUCCGCCCUCGAAACUUUAACCAGGCAAACUCAGACUCCACCACCGCGAGAAAAGAGGAGGUAUCGACGCCAUCCACGAGCCGACAGCAACGCGCCGAAGAAGCCAAAGACAGCCUACGUGAACUUCGCCGACCACCUCCGCACGGAGCCCGACAUUAGCAUCCUCUCCUUUGUGGACAUUGCAAGAGAAGUGGGUCGACGAUGGCAGCACCUUCCCCCGGAGCAAAAGCGAAUUUGGGAAAGUCACGCUGCACGUGCCAUGCAAGAGUACGAAGCUCAAAUGGACGAGUAUAAAAAGACGGAAAGCUGGCGCAAGCAUCAGGCCUACUUGAUCGAUUUCAGGAGUCAGCAACAUAUGGCGAGCAAAGGAUCCUCAUCGACACGCCCAAGCCAAAGUCGAACGACGACUUCAUCCUCGUAUACGCCACACCAUGAAUGUUCGAGGGCCAGUCCGUCAGCUUCAUCAGAAAGUCCUGCAACCUCACUCACUUCUCCGGCCACGCCCUUGAGCAUGGAAGCCGAAGUUUGCCACAAUGCCCUCACCCUGGCAUUCAGUGAGCUCGUAUCCCUCCGAGGCGAGAUCCUUGGUCAAAGCGUUCGGCCGUACGACGCGCAACACCUACCAUCUGAACAACUCGUCAGAAAAGCAAUGUAUGCUUUCGUCCAGGGCACGGGGUCACUUCUGUAUAUGUGGUCCUACGCACAGGUGGACGAGAUUCUGGACCGCAUCUACAGACCGCAGCAGCCUGUCGAUGCCAUGACUCUAGCAGAAUGCUUCACCGUUGCAGCAAUGGGUGCCCACUACGAUAUGGAUUGCUUUCCGGAUCGGAUUCGACGCGUGCUCUACGCUUCUGGUACCCUGUGUUUCAACGAGAAGACUGCGCGAUUAGACUACUUGCGCACUAUGCGUCUGCUGCUGGCAACAGCUUUUUACGCGCUGCUGGAGAAGCACAUGAGUGCGCGAUAUGUGCUAGUGGCCGCAUUGCAGAUCGCCCGCUGGAAAUAUCCAGCAAUGGCGAAAGAGACCAGCGAUCCCGCAGCCGAUGUCAAUUGGCGGCGACUGUUCCGUAGUUUGAUCUUCAUGGACUGCUGGCUCUCCUAUACUCUUGGCUACACCUCCGAAGUCACAUCACAAGACGUAGCUCUGGCCUGCCCUGCCCCUUGCAUGGAUUCGACCCUUGAUGAGCAAAUCCAUGUGCAAACAAGCAGGAUCGGACUGAUCGCGGCCGAUAUCUCAAAAGCGCUUUCAUCUCCGGAAGCAGUCACCAGAACCACCAUUCAGACUCUUGCCGAUCAGCUCGAGACGUGGCGCUCUGAAGUUCCGCAGAUGCUGAGCAUCGGUUCGUUGACGGCGCCCAACCCACCGCCCAUGACAUUGUACCAGAGGCGGGCCAUAUUGAUGGUGCAUAUCAUGUAUCUCGGUGCCGUGAUCUUGCUGUAUCGGCAGCUGCUGGUUGCAACGGCCGAGGUGCAGCUCACGGAUGGCGCGGCAUGGGAUCUUAACCUGUCCAUUGAAGACGCGAAGAGGUAUCGAAAUGAGUGCGCUCUAGCAGGCCAGCAGGUAGCUCGGAUUCUGCGCCUAAUCUCGUUCGAUGGCACCUUGACAAAGCGCUGCUGGCUGAUCAUCUACUGGGCUUUCACAGCGUGCAUCGUCCUCCUCUACAGCGCCACGACCAAGCUCCUCGAAGGCCAGGCCGAUACUGUUGAGCAGGAUCUCGCAUACAGCAAAGCCUGCAUGGACAUGCUCGAGACGUGCCGUUCUACAGAGCCCAUAGCCGCCCGUUAUCUCGACAUUCUAUGGCCUCUGUAUGACACGCUCCGCGACAUCCACCAUCGGAUGAUGGGCCGCGCCAAAACCAGCAUCUACGCCCUCCUGCAAGGAGACCCCAACACGCUCAGCCCGCCCAUCCCAGUGUCGAAGGCAGAAAUGGGACCCAUCUCAGAGAAGCUGUCUGCUUUGCUCGUCGAUCCGUUUGGACGGAAGCAAACGCUGGGCGACAACAGUAUGCGACGUGUGCUGAACACAGAUGGCUCUUGCGCCGUGUUUUGGUGGAAAUAG
Molecule: messenger RNA, 2322 nt
Organism: Paraphaeosphaeria sporulosa
Lineage: Eukaryota; Fungi; Ascomycota; Dothideomycetes; Pleosporales; Didymosphaeriaceae
Exons: 5
Coding region: 1-2322 (773 amino acids)
Biological process (GO): regulation of gene expression
Cellular component (GO): nucleus
Molecular function (GO): protein binding
Source: RefSeq, a predicted model, not a curated record